Schistosoma guineensis is the source of this 1617-nucleotide messenger RNA. The record is from the annotation of a GenBank genome assembly. NCBI's taxonomy places the organism in Eukaryota, Metazoa, Platyhelminthes, Trematoda, Strigeidida, Schistosomatidae.
AUGCCAGGCGGUUAUAUUCCCGGUCUUCCACCUAUCUACCCUAAUAGUUGGAUCUCUUCAGGAAUAUCUAACAUGUCUCGCCUAGAAUCUGCUGACUCAAAUUGCACCUAUGGAAUUCACUGGAUAUGGGUUUCAAUGGGACUGUGUGUUAUGGAUAUUCAAGGUGGCAUAGCCUUAUUUUGUGGAGUUCUAUGUUUAUUUCUUUGGAUUGCAGUAGGUAUACCUCAAAUUGUUGAGAAUUUUCGAACAGGAAUUGCAGACAAAGCUCUUUCUCCUAGUUUUCUUUGCUUUUGGACUUUCGGUGAUGUCUGUAACCUGAUAGGUUGUUUUUUAACACAUCAACUAAUUAUGCAGAUUGUUGUGACAGGGUACUGUAUUGUUAGUGACUUCGUCCUUGUGUUCCAAUUCAUCUAUUACAAACAUCGUCAUAAGGCUAUCUUACGUCGAAUGGCUACAGCUUUAAAAGAUGGUGAAGUAUCUUCGAACUCAAGCUCUUCUUCUCCCAUUAUUUGUGACGAAUCGGAACAACAUAAUUCACAUCAAGGAUAUCAAAGACUUUCAGUUGGUUUAGUUGGUGCAGGAUGUUUAACUUUGAUGGGCAUUUCUUUAACUUCUAUCGAGAAUCCGUUUAAUACUUAUGUUAUUAAACAAUCAGUAUCCAGUGGUUUACACUACCAAUCAAGACAGUUAUUGGAGUGGAAACAAUAUGAAUCAACAGAUCAUCCAUUCAUAACUUCAGAUCCUUUAAAUGGUGGUACAAUUAUAUUGGGAUAUAUUCUUGGGUGGAUUUCCACAUCCAUGUACCUGUUCUCUCGAUUGCCACAAUUAUUUCGCAAUUGGAAACGUAAAUCAACUGAAGGACUGUCUAUAUUCAUGUUUUCCAUGGCUGUUACUGGGAAUAUUUCAUAUGGUAUUCAAAUUUUACUUACAUCUACUGAAAAAAACUACUUAAUCCGAGCUACACCGUGGCUUGUUGGAAGUUUCGGUGUAGUUUUGCUAGAUAUUUUUGCAGUAUUAGACGAUCAUAGUGCUUGUGAGGUAUGGCGUAGUCGUGAUCGUUUAUAUUCUUCAUUAGUAGCUAUAUUUCCAGCUGCAUUAAUUGGUAAACCAGUUACGGUGACACUGUUAGAUGAAACACGUAUAACUGGACGUUUAUGUUCAUGUGAUGGAUUGAUGAAUUUACAAUUGGAUAGUGGUGUUAUAAUAAGAAAACCAGAUUCUGACGGGCUAAACGAGAUUAUUCUAGUUGAAACAAUGAUGAUAUUUGGUAAACGUAUACGUUAUGUGACCUUACCGAAAUUAAUUGAUAUUUCAUCAACACUUGCAGAAUGGGAGUCCAAAAGUCAAAAUGGUAGAAUAUUUUUAUCUAGACCAACAAAAUCAUCAAAACCUUUAAAGGAGAGCCAGAUUAAAAAUAAUGAGAAUGAAUUGUGUCAGUCAAGUAUGACAAAUGAUCAUUUUGUAGAUAUUAAUUAUGUCGAUAACACCGAGAACAUUCCGUGGUUGGAGCAAUCUGAUCUAGAACAAUUUGCAUCUAUUGGUGUAAAGCCGACAGGAGAUAAAAAAGUUGAUUUAAUUAUGGUGCAAACCUUAAAAGUACUUAAUAACCCAUUAUAG